AUGGGCUACACCCGCGACCUGGAUCGCGUCGGGGCGGAGGAAGGCGACCCCGUCGCGCUGUUGCCGCCGCUGCAUUUCAUAUUUCUGGGCUACUCGAAGCUCUUUGCCGCGAAAAUCGCGGAACGGGGGUUCGAACUGAUGGGUAAGACCGACGUGCGGUUCGUGGAGGGCCUAUGGAAGGUGAUGCGCGAUGUGUUUCGGUACCGCCCGAGCAUCACAGCCUCGCAGUUCCUCCUGAAAGGGUACGCGGAGCGCAAGGCCAUCCUGGUGUACGACCUCGCGGAGCUUUGCCGGAAGUGGCACGAGCGCCUCGCCAGGUAA
Molecule: messenger RNA, 321 nt
Organism: Pedinophyceae sp. YPF-701
Lineage: Eukaryota; Viridiplantae; Chlorophyta; Pedinophyceae
Source: the annotation of a GenBank genome assembly